Molecule: messenger RNA, 2101 nt
Organism: Zalophus californianus (California sea lion)
Lineage: Eukaryota; Metazoa; Chordata; Mammalia; Carnivora; Otariidae
Gene: MINPP1
Product: multiple inositol-polyphosphate phosphatase 1
Exons: 6
Coding region: 44-1576 (510 amino acids)
Molecular function (GO): acid phosphatase activity; inositol phosphate phosphatase activity
Source: RefSeq, a predicted model, not a curated record
GCGACCCCGGCUGGACGACGCCCUCCGCGGGCUGCGCCGCACCAUGCUCCGCGGCCCGCGCCGCAUCAUGCUCGGCGGCCCCGAGCGCCUCGUCAAGGUCUCCGUGGCACCGGUCGCGGCCCUGGCUGUGGCGCUGCUCUCGUCGCUCUCGCGCUGCUCCCUCCUGGAGCCGGAAGACCGCGCGGUCUCGGCGCUCAGCCCCUACUUCGGCACCAAGACCCGCUACGAGGAUGCCAACCCCGGGCUGCUGCCGGACCCCGAGGCGCCGCGGAGGGACCCUGAGCUGCUGGAGGACACCUGCACCCCGGUGCAGCUGGUCGCCCUCAUCCGCCACGGCACCCGCUACCCUACGGCCAAGCAGAUCCGCAAACUGCGGCAGCUGCACGGCCUGCUGCAGGCCCGCCGGCCCGGCGACGGGCGCGCUGGCCCCGCAGGCGGCCGCGACCUGGGCGCCGCGCUGGCCGACUGGCCGCUGGGAUACGCGGACUGGAUGGACGGGCAGCUGGUGGAGAAGGGGCGGCAGGACAUGCGACAGCUGGCGCUGCGCCUGGCCUCCCUCUUCCCGGCUCUCUUCAGCGUCGAGAACUACGGCCGCCUGCAGCUGGUCACCAGCUCCAAACACCGCUGCGUGGACAGCGGCGCCGCCUUCCUGCAGGGGCUGUGGCAGUACUACCACCCGGGCCUGCCGCCGCCCGACGUCGCAGACAUGGAGUGUGGACCUCCAAGAAUUAAUGAUAAACUAAUGAGGUUCUUUGAUCAUUGUGAGAAGUUUUUAACUGAAGUGGAAAAGAAUGCUACGGCUCUUCAUCAUGUAGAAGCCUUCAAAACUGGACCAGAAAUGCAGAACAUUUUAAAAAAGGUUGCAGCUACUUUGCAAGUGCCAGUCAACAAUUUAAAUGCGGAUUUAAUUCAGGUAGCUUUUUUUACCUGUUCAUUUGACCUGGCAAUUAAAGGUGUUAAAUCUCCUUGGUGUGAUGUUUUUGACAUAGAUGACGCAAAGGUAUUAGAAUAUUUAAAUGAUCUGAAACAGUAUUGGAAAAGAGGGUAUGGAUAUACUAUUAAUAGUCGAUCCAGCUGCACCCUGUUUCAGGAUAUCUUCCAGCACUUGGACAAAGCAAUUGAACAGAAACAAAGGUCUCAGCCAAUUUCCUCUCCAGUCAUCCUUCAGUUUGGUCACGCAGAGACCCUUCUUCCACUGCUCUCUCUCAUGGGCUACUUCAAAGAUAAGGAGCCCCUAACAGCUUACAAUUACAAGGAACAAUUGCAUCGCAAAUUCCGAAGUGGCCACAUUGUGCCCUAUGCCUCGAACCUAAUAUUCGUGCUUUACCACUGUAAAAAUGCUAAGACUCCCAAGGAGGAAUUCCGAGUGCAGAUGCUAUUGAAUGAGAAGGUGUUACCAUUGGCUCACUCACAAGAAACUGCCUCCUUGUACGAGGAUCUAAAGGACCACUACAAGGACAUCCUUCAGAACUGUCAUACCAGUGAAGAGUGCCAGUUACCAAAGGUGGCAGUUCUGGUAUCUUCGGUCUUCAGAAAUAGUGUGGGGCCCGGGACUGUUGCUUUGGAAGAAAGCUGACCUCUCUCUAGUUAAGAAUUUGAAAUAAUACUAAGAAACAGAGUGUGAUUUUCAAAGGACACCUUCACUGAAUGAAGACAAAAAGUAUAAUAAAAUAGAUAUUUUUGUUAAUAGUAUUUAUAAAGUAUUUGAACACUUUUUCGAUAGUUCCUUUUAACCUCCUAGUAAGUCUUGCAAGGCCUUUCCUAAAUUAUUAUCCUACCUGUUUUACAUUUAUAACAAUGCAAGGACAAAGACGACCAUUAGCAACAAGGAAGACAGAAUCAGAGUUUCUUAAAUCCAUUGCUUCGUGAUUUUUUUCACUCUGUCACUUUGCUUCUAUUUUUAUAUUUUGCUAUUAUGUGAAAUGUAUCUUUUGGUUAUUGCUUUUCCAUUCUUUUUUCUUUUUUUCCCCUAAGUAAAGACUUUAUCCUGAUAGCUUAGUUUCACAGAUCUGAACCCAUUUCAAAGAGAUACUUCUGAGUUUUGUCAAAUGCCGUGAAAGUGUUUGCUAUAAUAAUAAACAGAAUUCUUGUGGCUUUACUA